AUGCCUGCGCCUACGUACGUCAUCUCCAGGAUCGCCGACCCCAUAUUUGCCGUCGUCGUCGGCUUGUCAGCUGCCGCCACGCGCAUCACCCGAGAGGAAAAGGACAAGGGCAAGACGACCAGCGAGACUAUCCACACUGGGCUGCGCAAACCUGUCGAGACAUCUUAG
This is a messenger RNA of Geosmithia morbida, 168 nucleotides long. Its product is annotated as Protein of unknown function (DUF2665). Lineage: Eukaryota; Fungi; Ascomycota; Sordariomycetes; Hypocreales; Bionectriaceae. The transcript has 2 exons. Bases 1 to 168 code for a protein of 55 amino acids. Gene Ontology annotation, biological process: protein secretion. The record is from RefSeq and is a predicted model, not a curated record.